Messenger RNA from Eruca vesicaria subsp. sativa (arugula), 1403 nucleotides. The record is from the annotation of a GenBank genome assembly. NCBI's taxonomy places the organism in Eukaryota, Viridiplantae, Streptophyta, Magnoliopsida, Brassicales, Brassicaceae.
UUAUUCUCUCUCACAUUCUUUCUGGGUUUCUCAUCUCAUAUUCGAAGAUAACCAGAAUUAUUUCUUUUCUCCCUCAAAAAAAUGACGACGAGCUUAGAUCGUUGGGAGAAGGAUCCUUUCUUUCCCGCUGCUGAAGAGGUUCAGGAAUCUGCUGACAGGAUGGAAUCAGCUUACAGGACAUGGAUCAAGCGAGGCUCGUCGAACGUAUGGGACGACUCUGAUCAGCUUCACAGAGACCUCCACGCCGCUCUCGGAACCACCAAAUGGCAGUUAGAUGAAUUCCAACGAGCUGUUCAAUCUAGCUACCACAACCGUCAGAGCGACGAAACUCGAGACAGGCACCGCGAGUUCACUCUCGCUAUGGAGACACAAGUUGCCAAAAUCGAGAAGUCUCUCAAGGAAGCUGACGGCAAAGGAACUCCGAGAUGGAUUCGUCUGGACGAAGAUGACCGCAACGAGCUCGCACUCUUCUUGACCGGACCCUCUGAAUCCGAAAGGAAACAGCUUUCUAUAAAUGGACAUAGAAGGGCGGCUAGUGCUACUACUCCUGUUGAUAUCGGUUCUUGGAACAUUGCUGUUUCCGACGACCAGAAACCUCUCGGUGAGACGCCGUUGGUUCGACCUCCGAGGAAAGUUCCUAGCGUCUCUGGCUUCUUGAACCAUAUGGAACCGAAAAAUUGUGUUAGAAAGUGGAAGGCUUUGGAUCGUCUAGGAGAUUCUGAUGCUGCUGCGUUGUUGCCUAUCCAAACGAAUCAACAAGGUGUGAAUGGGUGUUUUGAGAGGGACAAGAGCUGUAUGGAGUGUGAGGAGGAGUGUUAUGAUAAGCAGCUUCAUGGUUGGUAUGGAGCUUUGCAGAGGCAACUUCAGCGGUCUCAGUAUCAAAUGCGUUAUAGCAAAUCUGUUCAAGCUACUAUUUGGAUUCUUCUUUUAGUUUUUCUUAUAGGUAAUAAUAUAUUUCGCAUGCAUAUUAGAAACCAAUGGUUAUGUUUUUGAGAUGGCCUGUUUUGUCAUUGCAGUGGUAGUGGCAGUGCACAGAAUGUAGAAGAAGACAGGUACGGAAGAGCAUGUUAGAGUUCAUUCAUCUUCUGUGUAACGGGUUGUUCAACUGGCGAAAGUCUACAUUUUUACUGUACAGUAGUAAUUCCACUGUUAUCGAUUGUUUUGUAACAUAGAAAUGCAGUUUUGGUUCGAUUUAUUCAUUGAGAAAAGUAAGGAUCUUGGUUACCACCAAAUCGAGUAAGCAAGCAUAUUCGAGAUUGGGAACAUUGUGAGAAUGGAUGUUUUGUAAUUCAGAAAUGCAUCUUUCAUUCGAUUAUGUUCAUUUGUAUGAGGGACAACUAAAAUAAGUACUCUGAGAAAAAGACUGAAGGAUAUUUUGAUUUGAAUUAAUACUGUGUUCGUAA